This is a messenger RNA of Cyprinodon tularosa, 1462 nucleotides long. RefSeq lists its product as uncharacterized. The record is from RefSeq and is a predicted model, not a curated record. The coding region runs from base 254 to 850 and encodes 198 amino acids. Gene Ontology annotation, cellular component: autophagosome; nucleus. NCBI's taxonomy places the organism in Eukaryota, Metazoa, Chordata, Actinopteri, Cyprinodontiformes, Cyprinodontidae. Gene Ontology annotation, biological process: autophagosome assembly; positive regulation of DNA-templated transcription. The transcript has 4 exons.
GAGAAAAAAAUGUGUAAUUUAUUUUUUAGGGCCGAACCCAGAACCAGGGACCGUUUAACAGCAGGUUCGGUCGGAUGUAUUUCCAACUGGGUCCCUGGAGCUGCUUUGUUUUUCUGGACUGAAAGUGAAACUAAAGCCGCUCUGAGCCGAACAGAACCACCUGCAGGUCCGGUCCCAUUAUUACCUUCCUCUGGUCCGAACGCCUCGGUUCCGCUGCCAGUGAGUCCAAACCAGCAGAACUCCGGUCAGUCCGAUGAUUCCUGAUGCCUGCCCUCCUCAAUAUCGGCUUCCUCUGGCACUUCCUGUACGUCACGAUGGAUCACAGGUUGCAAAAGAAACUCCCAGGAUGUUCGGAAAGCUUCUCUCUCUGCUCGGUAAUGCUGCAGUCGACUCUGGAGCGGUGAGGGACACGGAGUUGGAGCUCCUGGAGUCUGAGGAGGAGGACUGGGUCAUUGUGGACAUCCCAUGGGACGGAGCCACGUCGGCCCCUGAUGCGGACCCUCUGGAGAACUUGCUGAUCGAGCACCCCAGCAUGUCUGUCUACCAGACAAGAUGCAGGAUGGGAGGAGCAGAGGGAGGGGAGGACCUACCCUCUGAUGAAGAGGAGGAGGAAGCCUCUAGGCCUGUUGCUGUCCGGCGACACGUUUCCUGGCGUCUCGCCGCCUGGGGGAGUCCUCUGCCCUGCGGCGUGCAGCUGCUGGCAGCCCACAGGUCCAGGAGCCUGGCGGACAGGAAGAAGCUGAGUCGCAGCACCCUCUGCAGGCAGAACCUGGCUAAGACACGGUUCUCAGCAAAGGACAGGAGGUACGGCGGUUUAAGGUGCCCCUCCCCACGCCUGUUCAACUACUGAACGCAGGGAUCAAGGUUCGAGCAUGAGCCCAGUGAUCAGCACCGUCUACCAGCACUCAUCCACUCAGGUUCUCUGUUCUACCUUCAUCCUGACUCCACAGCAGGGCCUUCAAAGCCUUCAACCUCAUGCCUCUGUCACACCUUUAUGAUUUAGACCAGGGUAUGCCUGAUAUGGGAAAAUCUGGCAAAAACGUUGGAAUCCGUGGAUAUGUUUUGUAUAAGUUAUGAGCACGCUGACGUACGCUGGGGUACGUCGACAUACAGCGAGUACGCCGAGACGUAUGCCAGCGUGUGCCAUACGUGGGCAUAGGUUACAGUUAAGUUAGCUGAUCGUUAACAUCAAGUGUAAGUUACUCAUAAGUCGUGGUUUCUAGCUUAUCAAAACCUAUGAGUAACCUCUCCUCCAGACUUCCUCCCUAUCAUAGGGUGAUCGAGAAGGUCAGUGUGAUGGAUCCUCCCGGCGUUGACGCCCACGGCCAACAAAUUUCCUAGAAGACAUUAGGGAUGGAACGGUUUAUGAAAACCGUCCGAAUCGUUCGGUUCGACUGUCUCGGUUCGGUUCGCGUGUGUUGCGUUCAGUUCAUGCGCUGCUCCUUUUUCUCAUAGGCGAAGC